AUGAACGCCAGAGCAGAAGACUUUGUCAAACCAGACCACUAUGCAUAUCCAUGUGACGAGUCCAAGUGCCGGGGGACUCGAGCUCAUCCCUGGGUGGACAAUGACACUGAAUACACUUGCUGGGUAGCGCAGAACGUGGAGGAAUUUGAUCUACAAGAUCUAGCACGGGCCUACUGUGCCGAUGACUAUGUUGGAAGACUCGUCACGUCCGUGCCGCCCAUGCAAGUCGACGGAGAAAUGAGAAACUGGUACACUUGCUGUCCCGUCCAAUACACGGGCCCCGUCACGGACACAUGCAGUGAUACAGCGUGUUCCAGCCCCGAUUGGGAGGGCGGGGGAAACUGUUGGGCCGAUGGAUUCCAAGAACCCAUGUCCUGCGGAGAUUCCAAGUUUAGGCAUCCACGAUAUACAGGAAUGAUGAGCCUCAUUUACGUACAGUACUUGUGCUGCGACGCACCAGAGGCCAACGAUCCAUUCAUGGAUGAGCUAUUGCUCGCACGCAUCAUUUGGAUGGUACUUUCCUCCAUCACCUUUGUCGUAUGUUCCGUAUUCAUUGCUGGGAUUCUCAUUUCCUCCCGUGCAAGAUCGCAAGGAUACAAUCUGUACUUGGUAUUCUUGGCCACACCAGAUGCCAUUGCCAACCUCUUGAUACUUGUACGAAAUGCUCUCACCAUCAAGGGGGCGCCAGUCAGUCCCACUCUAUUUGUCCUACUUGCCUCCUUUGAGUACUUUUAUGCAGCAUCAAACAUGUGGCUCAAUGGAGUCAUUGUCUACCAAAUCCACUACGUGCUGCAAAAGAGCAAUCAAUUCGUCAAGGUCCCACCACCAACCGUUCAACACGUCUGCAAACAAGUCGCGGCCACAUACUUUGUGGCUGCACUCUUCUUCGGAUGGGCCAUGUUCUUGUAUCUACGAGGACUGGUCGUCUUCUCCUUGUCGACCGUCGUCAACGUGUGGAUUGGAACACGUGUUGUCAUGGUGGCCCCGCCCUUCUUUUAUGUAUCCUACGUUGGCAUCGACGUAUGGUACCGAAACCUACUUCCAGCUUCCGGACGAACCAGAGUCCUGUCCCUCUACUUCUUGCGAGUCAUUAUCGUCUUCAUGUUGACUUGGAUCCCAUACUUUAUCAUCUACGAGAUUGCGUGGAACGUCACGCAUUCACGUUGGAUGGUCCAUUGCUCUUAUUACUUGGGCUCUCUGCAAGGACUUGUAUCGGUUGCAGUGGCCAUGAGUAAACCAGACGUCAAACGAGCAGUGUUGAGGUUUCUCAAUUGCCAGUGCCGCACUCCCGACAUUGCCGGUCCCGAAGGUGGAGCUUGGGGCACCACUUCCAGGACACAGCAUCAGAGCAUUUUUGCCUUUAGUCGAAUCAUGGGAUCUGGCCAUCUGGGUAUCCGAUCAGCGACGUUCAACGUUUCCGACAGCAACCCUCAUCGGUCCACGGAAUUUUCCCUUGGAAACUCACAGGAUGGGGGUCUUGUACAAAUUAGAAGAGAAGGAGAAGAUGCGCUGUCAGAUGGCAACGUUCUGGCUGGUGCAGGCGCUGUAGGGUUCACACCGAAUCAUACUUUGAGCGUCUGGGAUCAGGAAGAUAAAUGGGACGAUGGCGAAGACGCCGAAGAUAUGGCAAUCGCGAUUGCAGGGGAAAACAAGACCGCAGUAGCCGCCACAGGUAUUCCUGACAAAACAAACUUGGUCACUCAUCAGGAAAACACCCAGGAAGAUCUAUGGAAAGAUCAUGGCGAUGAAGGGGAAAUGGCAAAGGAACUUGCAAAGGAAAACGAGGCCGCAGUUGCCGCUACGACCACUAAUACUUCUGAAGCGAGUCCUGUUGCUGACGACAACAACGACUCUUUUAGAAACGAGUGA
Molecule: messenger RNA, 1869 nt
Organism: Seminavis robusta
Lineage: Eukaryota; Bacillariophyta; Bacillariophyceae; Naviculales; Naviculaceae
Source: the annotation of a GenBank genome assembly